AUGAUCGCUGCUCCAGGAGCCUUUUCGGCUACCAUCUUAAAUAUUGCCGGGUUUACAGGCGUUGGUGUUCAGAGUGAAGAACUCUUGAGCUUACCGAGUUGGCUGAAACCGGGAUCUCUCGCCGCCACCGCUCAAUCUGCUCUUGGGAAUGUAGCUGCCGGUAGCACAUUUGCUGCGCUUCAAAGCGCCGGUGCCGGAGGUGCGGCUGCUCUGGGAACCAUCAAUGGGGUGGUUCAGGGCGUUGGUGCAGCUAUAUUGGGAUCAGCAGCUUAUCUGAAACGGCCCUUUUUCAAACCCAGAAACUAA
Molecule: messenger RNA, 306 nt
Organism: Talaromyces marneffei
Lineage: Eukaryota; Fungi; Ascomycota; Eurotiomycetes; Eurotiales; Trichocomaceae
Exons: 2
Coding region: 1-306 (101 amino acids)
Source: RefSeq, a predicted model, not a curated record